Peromyscus maniculatus bairdii (prairie deer mouse) is the source of this 2273-nucleotide messenger RNA. RefSeq names its product bone gamma-carboxyglutamate protein (gene Bglap). NCBI's taxonomy places the organism in Eukaryota, Metazoa, Chordata, Mammalia, Rodentia, Cricetidae. Gene Ontology annotation, molecular function: structural constituent of bone; calcium ion binding; hydroxyapatite binding. The record is from RefSeq and is a predicted model, not a curated record. Gene Ontology annotation, biological process: regulation of cellular response to insulin stimulus; bone development; regulation of bone mineralization. Gene Ontology annotation, cellular component: extracellular region.
UCACCCCGUGUGGGAUGGCAGCAGGACCCAGGACCACUGGGUCCCCGAGGUCAGGAUGAGCUGUCACUGCGUAACCAGGGCUGCCCUGGGCUGCUCUUUGGGGCACAGAGAAUGUGAGGAGGCCUCCAGCACAGCUGAACACUUAACCUUUUUCUCCCACCACUGGGAGGGCCAGUCUUCCCUAGGGUGGGCAGACAGUCUUCUCUCCUGCCCGAGAGCCUCCCCUUAACCCAAGGGCUGCUUGUGUAGAUCUGUCUGAGGAACCCUGAGGACAGAAGACCCCACAGUGGUCUCUGCACUGCCCUCUCCCUGUAACAGCCUGGGCACUUCUGCCAGCCACUCUCCAGAAAGCUCCCGAGUUUAUGCCUCUGGGUGCUCUGCUUCCUGCUUCAGCCCUCCAGUCAUCCUGUGCUGUCACCUGUCACCAUUCUGAAUUCAAGCUGGUGGCCAGGUGACCAAAGACAGGCCAGGGACAGGUGUAGGGUGUAGCCGGUCUUUAACCCCAGCACUCUGGAGGCAGAGGUAGGCAGAUCUCUGAGUUGGAGGUCAUCCUGAUCUACAUCCGGAGACUAUCUCAAAAAAACAAAAAGGUCCAACAGGUCACUUUCUCAUUCUCCGCCCCACCCCCGCCCAAGCUGGGAAACAGUGGUGGCUCAUGGGAGACAGGCCUUGGGCUAGGAUGCUGUCCCUGUGAAGACAGUCUUUAUCACCUGGCUCACGGGAGAGCAGGCCCUAUCUGAGGUUGACACUACCCUGGCAGGAUGGAGACCACAGGGUGAGGCCCCAGACUUGCAUUCCACCCCUGUACACCUUGCAGGUCUGCCCACCAGGGUCAGCCUCCCUGGUCUGUGUUCCGCACUGCCAGAAUGGAAGAGGCCGUCCUUACCUUUGUCAGCCUAGGUCUGAGCUUUGGGCCCUUGGCCCCAUGCUACCUGGCCUAGUUAAGGUUACUAAGUACUGUGAUGGGACACCAUGGCCAAAGCAACUUGAGGAGGAAGGGGUUUAUUUGGCUCACACUUCCACAGCACUGUUCAUCGAAGGACAUCAGGGCAGGAGUCUGGAGGCAGAGCUGAUGCGGAGGCCAUGGAGGGCUGAAGCUUACUGCUUUGCUCCAUAUGGCUUGCUCAGCCCACUUUCCUAUAGAACCCAGGACCACCAGCCCAGGGAUGGUACUACCCACCCUGGGCUGGGCCUUCCCCAUCCAUCACUAAUUAAGAAAAUGCCCUACAGCCAGAUCUUACGGAGGCAUCUUCUCAAUUGAGGCUUCCUCGUCUCAAGUUGACAUAAAACUAACCAGCACACUGUCCCGCCCUUUCCCCAGAGCUGAGCAGAGCUGCCCUGCAGCUGGGCAAAUGAGGACAUCACUGGUCACUCCUGCCCCGGGGUUUGGCUCCUGCCCUCGUGGCAGACACUGAAAAUCACAGGCUGUGAGAUCUGGAGCCCAGUUCGUCCCAACCCUAUUUUAGACCGCUGCACCAUCUCUAGGGUACUCAUAGGGCCCAGCCAGUGCUCCAGCUGAGGCCCAGGAAGAGAACAGAGACCAGGGAGGUGGGGCACCCUGGGGGGAAGAGGCCUAGGGCAGUCUCAGUCUGGCAACCCCUGAUUGUGGCCCACAUCCACUCCCAGGGCCUUGCCCAGGCAGCUGCAGCCCUCAACCACAGCAUCCUUUGGGUUUGACCUACUGAGCCAGGGCACAUGACCCCCAAUUAGUCCUGGCAGCAUCCCCUGCCCCGCCUGCUCUCACGGGCACAGGCCGUGGAUAUAAAUGGUGCUGGAGGCUGAAGUGCUCAGAGCAGUGAAGUCCCGUACAGCAUCCUGGUGCAGAACUGGCAGACGCCAUGAGGACCCUCUCUCUGCUCACUCUCCUGGCCCUGGCUGCAUUCUGCCUCUCUGGCCCAGCAGAUGCAAAGCCCAGUGGCUCCGAGUCUGACAAAGCCUUCGUGUCCAAGCAAGAGGGCAGUAAGGUAGUGAACAGACUCCGCCGCUACCUGGGCCAUGGGCUUGGAGCCCCAGCCCCAUACCCAGAUCCUCUGGAGCCCAAGAGGGAGGUGUGCGAGCUCAACCCCAAUUGUGAUGAGCUAGCGGACCACAUCGGCUUCCAGGACGCCUACAACCGCUUCUACGGUACCACUGCUUAGGGCACGUGUUGCCCUGGGCCACACGGCAGCCUCAGCCUCAGCCUGGCUACUCUCCAGGACUCGACUCUCCCUGUUCCCUCUCCCUGUCCUGGGUGGCACACAGCUGCUCCAAAAUAAAGUCCAGAGGAGGAAGUA